CUGCCUUUAUUUAGAUCCUUUUGCUCAACUCGCUCUGUUCCGUCUUUCUUCUCACAACAUCAUCACACUCAAAUACCCUUUCAAAAGUCUUCAAAUAACCGCGAUCCUCCAUUGAAGCAACUGCGAUUUUCUUUUCCUUUUUCUCCUACUCUACGAUAUAAUCUCUACGCAUUCUACACACACCACACACAUCACACAAAAUGGCUCCCGCCGUCGGUAUCGAUUUGGGUACCACGUACUCUUGCGUGGGUAUCUUCCGUGAGGACCGAUGUGAUAUCAUUGCCAACGAUCAGGGUAACCGAACUACCCCCUCAUUCGUCGGUUUCACCGACACCGAGCGUCUGAUUGGUGAUGCCGCCAAGAACCAAGUCGCUAUGAACCCCCAGAACACUGUCUUCGACGCCAAGCGAUUGAUUGGUCGCAAGUUCGCCGAUCCUGAGGUCCAGGCCGACAUGAAGCACUUCCCCUUCAAGAUCGUCGACAAGGGUGGUAAGCCCGUUAUCGAGGUUGAGUUCAAGGGCGAGACCAAGACCUUCACCCCCGAGGAGAUCUCCGCCAUGAUCCUCACCAAGAUGCGUGAGACCGCUGAGUCUUACCUCGGCGAGACUGUCAACAACGCUGUUGUUACCGUCCCCGCCUACUUCAACGAUUCUCAGCGUCAAGCCACCAAGGAUGCUGGUCUCAUCGCCGGUCUCAACGUUCUCCGAAUCAUCAACGAGCCUACUGCUGCCGCCAUUGCCUACGGUCUCGACAAGAAGGUUGAGGGUGAGCGCAACGUCCUCAUCUUCGAUCUUGGUGGUGGUACCUUCGAUGUGUCUCUCCUUACCAUUGAGGAGGGUAUCUUCGAGGUCAAGUCUACUGCCGGUGACACCCACUUGGGUGGUGAGGACUUCGACAACCGUCUGGUCAACCACUUCGUUAAUGAGUUCAAGCGUAAACACAAGAAGGAUCUUAGCACCAACGUCCGUGCUCUGCGACGUCUCCGAACUGCUUGCGAGCGUGCCAAGCGAACCCUCUCUUCUUCCGCUCAGACCUCCAUCGAGAUCGACUCUCUCUUCGAGGGUAUCGACUUCUACACCUCCAUCACCCGUGCUCGUUUCGAGGAGCUCUGCCAGGAUCUCUUCCGAUCCACUAUCCAGCCCGUCGACCGUGUCCUUACCGACGCUAAGAUCGACAAGUCCCUUGUCCACGAGAUCGUCCUCGUCGGUGGCUCUACUCGUAUCCCCCGUGUCCAGAAGCUCAUCACCGACUACUUCAACGGAAAGGAGCCCAACAAGUCCAUCAACCCUGAUGAGGCUGUUGCCUACGGUGCCGCCGUCCAGGCCGCGAUUCUCUCCGGUGACACCUCCAGCAAGGCCACCAACGAGAUCCUGCUUCUCGAUGUCGCCCCUCUCUCUCUCGGUAUCGAGACCGCUGGUGGUAUGAUGACCAAGCUCAUCCCCCGCAACACCACCAUCCCCACCAAGAAGUCCGAGGUCUUCUCCACUUUCUCCGACAACCAGCCUGGUGUUCUUAUCCAGGUCUACGAGGGUGAGCGUCAGCGCACCAAGGACAACAACCUCAUGGGCAAGUUCGAGCUCACUGGUAUCCCCCCUGCCCCCCGUGGUGUCCCCCAGAUUGAGGUCACCUUCGAUCUUGAUGCCAACGGUAUCAUGAACGUCUCCGCCGUCGAGAAGGGCACUGGCAAGUCCAACAAGAUUGUCAUUACCAAUGACAAGGGCCGCCUGUCCAAGGAGGAGAUCGAGCGCAUGCUUAACGACGCUGAGAAGUACAAGGAGGAGGAUGAGGCCGAGGGUAAACGUGUCGCUGCCAAGAACGGUCUUGAGUCUUAUGCUUACUCUCUCCGCAACACCCUCUCCGACCCCAAGGUCGAGGAGAAGAUCGAGGCCAGCGACAAGGAGACUCUCACUGCCGAGAUCGACAAGGUCGUCCAGUGGCUCGACGACAACCAGCAGGCUACUCGUGAGGAGUACGAGGAGCACCAGAAGGAGCUCGAGGGCAAGGCCAACCCCAUCAUGAUGAAGUUCUACGGAGCUGGUGGUGAGGGUGCUCCUGGUGGCAUGCCCGGUGGUCCCGGUGGCUUCCCUGGUGCUGGCGGCCCUGGUGGUGCUCCCGGUGCUGGUGGUGACGAUGGUCCCACCGUCGAGGAGGUCGACUAA
Messenger RNA from Fusarium redolens, 2159 nucleotides. Its product is annotated as heat shock protein 70 family. Lineage: Eukaryota; Fungi; Ascomycota; Sordariomycetes; Hypocreales; Nectriaceae. The coding region runs from base 201 to 2159 and encodes 652 amino acids. The transcript has 3 exons. Gene Ontology annotation, biological process: cellular response to unfolded protein; protein refolding; vesicle-mediated transport. The record is from RefSeq and is a predicted model, not a curated record. Gene Ontology annotation, molecular function: ATP-dependent protein folding chaperone; ATP binding; misfolded protein binding. Gene Ontology annotation, cellular component: cytosol; nucleus; plasma membrane.